Ctenocephalides felis (cat flea) is the source of this 4978-nucleotide messenger RNA. It is a transcript of the gene Iml1, whose product is annotated as GATOR complex protein DEPDC5. The transcript is spliced from 25 exons. NCBI's taxonomy places the organism in Eukaryota, Metazoa, Arthropoda, Insecta, Siphonaptera, Pulicidae. Gene Ontology annotation, biological process: intracellular signal transduction; cellular response to amino acid starvation; negative regulation of TORC1 signaling. Gene Ontology annotation, molecular function: GTPase activator activity. The record is from RefSeq and is a predicted model, not a curated record. Gene Ontology annotation, cellular component: GATOR1 complex; lysosomal membrane. Bases 93 to 4646 code for a protein of 1517 amino acids.
AUUCGAAUAAUCUUUAUAUCCUUUGUUACAAAGACAAUAUACAUAGAACAAUUAUAUAAAAUAAUCUAUUUUUACAAAUGUGAUACAUAAUAAUGAAGCUUUUUAAGCUUAUUGUUCAUACCAGAGGGUUUAAUCCUGCUGAUAUCCUUGUUAAUCCUAAAGAUUACCCUGGAAUUAAAGAAGGAGAUGUUGUUGAAAUUUAUCAUCCUGAAGAUGAAUUUUCUCGAUUGCUACUUCAAAUUACCUGCUUCAAAGAGGAUUUGCAAGGACGUGGGAAUGAAACCAUCAGUGUUGAGCAAAGUAUUGCGCAGUUAUUUAUGUUGCGCACAUAUGGUGAUAUUUACAUGAGGGUAGUUCAACCCUCAGAAGUAGUUUUAGAUUCUGUAGAAAUAACAUUUAAAGAUCAGUACAUGGGACGAUCCGAGAUGUGGAGGUUAAAAAAUUUUUUGACGAAUACAUGUGUGUAUAUGAAUAAAAAAAUUGAAUAUUGCAAUAGUUCAAUUCGGUGUCAAGUAUAUGAGAUGUGGGGUCAAGGCGAGAGAGUUGCCUGUGGUGUUAUUGGAGAAGAGACUAAAGUUGUUUUUCGAUCUUCGACUUCUAUGGUUUACCUUUUUAUUCAAAUGUCAUCAGAAAUGUGGGAUUUUGAUAUUCACGGAGAUUUAUAUUUUGAGAAGGCAAUUAAUGGAUUUCUUGCUGAUUUGUUUAUGAAAUGGAAAAAAUUAGGCAGCAAUCAUGAGGUUACAAUAGUGUUAUUUUCAAGAUCAUUUUAUGCCGCUGAAAGCCUUGAAGAAUUUCCUCAGCAUAUGAGAGAAUGUCUUCAAAUUGAUUAUAGAGGAAGAUUUUAUGAAGAUUUUUACAGAGUGGCAGUUCAAAAUGAACGUUAUGAUGACUGGAGCGGAAUUUUAGUGCAGUUGAGAAAGUUAUUUACAAGUUACCAGCAAAUAAUAUUGAAUUACCAUGAAAAACCAGGUGUACGUAUUCCACAAGCUAUAAAUUCAACAGCAGCUCAAGGAAACUUUUUGGAAGUGCUCAAUAUGUCUCUUAACGUUUUUGAAAAGCAUUAUUUGGAUCGCAGUUUUGAUCGUACUGGACAAUUGUCUGUUGUAAUAACUCCAGGAGUUGGUGUUUUUGAAGUUGACAGAGAACUCACAAAUGUUACAAAGCAAAGAAUUAUUGACAAUGGCGUAGGUAGUGACUUAGUUUGCGUUGGCGAACAACCAUUACAUGCCGUACCACUUUUAAAAUUUCAUAAUAAAGAUGGAGCAGUAAGUUCUAUAAGUGAUGACUAUUCAAUGCCUCAUUGGAUUAAUCUUUCAUUUUAUUCAACAAACAAAAAAGUAGCUUAUUCGACGUUUAUUCCCAGAAUUAAGUUACCUCCGAAAAAAUCAUCUAAUGACUUUUUUAGUGAUUGGAUUGUUCCUCUCAACGGUUGUAAAUCUAAGCUUCUUCCGGAUACUAAAUACAUGCAUAACUCGUUGUUUGAUUAUGAUGCUUAUGAUUCGAUAGUUUUUCAACUGCCAGCUACUCACGGCACAUGUUUGCAACGAGAACCGCGAAUCAAGAAAACUUCUUUAGCUGGUUUAGAAAACAAACAAAUAUCUCUCAGGCAAAUGCAAAGAAAAAUGUCAGAUCCUGAUAUACACCAUGGAUUACAUAAUAAUUUUAAUUAUUCAAGCGUGGCUCAACGCCGAACAAAUAACUCUCCCUAUCGACCUCCAGAACCUUUACUAGGGCCGUUAAUUCGGGCUGGGCGAGCGCUUAUAAAUCCUUUUGAUCCUUCCCAUGUUACUAUCAAGUUGACUUCAAAUAGAAGAAGAUGGACUCAUAUUUUUCCUAAAGGGCCCACAGGUGUUCUUAUUCAGCAACAUCAUGAUACCAAUGACAAAAGUCUUGCCGAAAUGGAGCAACAACAUAUAUACAUGAUGGAAAUUGAUAAACAUAGAUCAGAUACAACUAAUGUUUUUAGUGAUUUUAGAAGAAAACUAGUGCCUUCUCAUACUAUAGCAGGAGCUAAUAUGUCAGAUGUACCCAGUAGAAGUUUAACAUUACUUUGGGGUGCAACUGGUGAACAAGAAUGGACACCUGAUCUCACAACAGGUAAUUGUUAUGUAAUAAGUAUUAUAAUUUUGUAUAUUUGUUGCACUUUAUUGAUUUCCAACAUACUAUUAAAUUAUUUAUUAUAUGUAUUUUUAUCACCAGGUGUUGAUUGGAAGUCAUUGACAAUACCUGCUUGUCUGCCUAUAACAACUGAUUAUUUCCCUGAUGAAGUUUCUUUGCAAAACGAUUAUGUUCUUUCUGAUUAUAAUCUUUUACCUGACGACGUAAAUGCAGAUUUUGCACAAAAUAGAGCAGUAUAUAAAAAACCACUAACCACCAAUGAAGUGUUCAAAGAAUUAGUUUCUCAACGGCUGGCACAGGGGUUUCAACUUAUUGUGCUGCCAAAUUAUAAACAAACUAAAUCGACUUUGCCAAUGUUGACUAUGACUCCAUCAACGGUUGCACCUUUUGCCAAUCCAGCAAGUAAUACAGUAACUAAUCAAUACUUACUUUCAAUAGGAAGAGUUUUUCACAAAAUCACUCUCAAUGUUGAUGCUAUUACAGUCACUAGAUAUAGACCAAGACAUCCAUAUCCACCAUUUAAUGUUCACUACAGAUACAGGUUUCAUGCUCCACAUCAUGAUACUUAUGAAGUAUCAUGGGUCUCCUUUACAACAGAGAAAAUUGAAAAUUUCAAUUGGAAUUAUGUUGAUCAUUAUAUAUGCACAAGAGGAGAUACAGAUUUUGCUCUAGCUGAGGCCUUAAAAUAUUGGAGAUUUCGAAUGUACAUACUUCCGCUUAGUAAUGUGGCCACACGUAAGAUAAUGGAUGGAACCGUUCGGUGUGAUAUAUAUCAGGAACCUACAUUAGAAGAACAAAACAAUAUUAUAGAUGGAUUUUUAAAGUUUGUUGAAACAUUUCUCAACAAAAUUCGACGCCCAAGUCAUGUAAAAUUGGGCGGUUCGGGUAAAUCAGCAUUUCGUGAGAGGUUGGGAAGCAACAGAAUGGAUAAACCGAGACCAAGGUCUGGUUCCAAAGUUAUGGAGAGGAGGAUAGCUUCAUCAGAUUCUAAUUUAUCUACAGAUUUAAUUACUGCGGCAGAUAUUGGCGAUGAGACGAAGAUUGAAAUAACCAAACUACGUACAGGUGCAACAAAUUUGGAAAUUUUGGAUGCUAUGAAGAAUUCGCCCGAUGGAAUUGGCUUUUUAAAUCAUACCCAGAGUUUACCUAGUUACACAUUUGUGUCGACUGAUGCCUGCACAUGGUUGCUGGACCAUUUAGAGGGAGUAACAAGUAUUGAAGCGGCCUGUGUUAUCAUGAAGCAAAUGUUAAAAGAUCGACUUAUUUGUCAUGCUUCAGGGGACUUUGACAAACCAUUUAUUAUUGGAUUUUAUUUAUACUAUAUUGUUCCCCAAGAAAAGGACCAAAAAGGUAUACAUUUAAUACAUACAACUAUACAUAAACAUGAAGCCUAUAUGUCUGUACAUUAUUUAUCAGAUUAUAUUCAACCACUUUUUGAUCUUGAGAGCUUCGAAAAUGAGUGGAUGGAAGUUGGAAUUAAAUUUCCUAAUAAGUCUGAGUCUCAAGAACAUGAAUCAUCAAAGGAAUCACAAGUUGUGCACUUCUUAAGAGAUGUUAUUGUUUCUCCAGUUCUAGAAGACCAAGAAUAUGACGGUUCUAUUUAUAAGCAAACCCAUUUAGAAAUAGAUGUUAAUAACAAAAGUGAUAGAAUUGAGUGGGGUCAUGCUCUUUAUCAUUCAGUCAUGAGACCUAUGUAUGCUUAUGAGUUAGUAGUGCAAUGGUUGACCGCAUCGGGUACAAUUGUAGCUGAUUUGGUUAUGGGUUGGUCAAGGAAAGCCCAAUCAUGUAGCUUACAAAUGGUGCCUAUACCAGCUGAUCCAAUGGCUCAGCCUUUCACUGCAAAAUCGGACCCUUUAAGAGGCCCUAUUUUUAUACCUUUACAUACUCAUGUCUUAUGUUCUCAGGGUCACAUGUUCAAAGAAUUUCCUGAAGAAACAUGGGGAGAUAGAUUAUUAUUGUUGCAACAUGAAAUUCUGUCUCGAUUUGGAUUUCUUCGUUGUACUGUUGAGUCUGCUCCUGGUACGAAUAUGUUAUCUAGUGACCAUCAUUACAUUCACUGUACUGGCAACAUGUUCAUUCUAAUACCAUCCCAAUUAUCAUUGAGGCCACGGCCACGAUCUAUGUCAAUUAACCAAAGAAGGGCAUCUAGUCGUUAUCCUGUUCUUCCUUCUAAAAAUGAUGUAGGUCAGAGUCCUCAUGAAGCUUAUAUAACCCGACAUGUUAGUGGGAAACACAAAGGUGAUCAUGAUGGAGUGAAAAGGGUUGGAUUUUUAUGGUCUUGGAAUCAUAUGAUCUCAAAGAAAUGGAAGUCGCCAUCAACUAAUGCCACAGGCGAUGAAACUUUCCAAAUAAAAUUAUUGAGAGAUUUUAAAAACUUCUGCUCAAAUACUGAUCAAAGACUGGUUGAUUUUUGGGAAGAUUGUUGGAAGACUAAGGAAAUGGUUUCGACAGCAGCCCAAUGUAUUAACAGCACGAAGACUAUAGAUGAGUUGACUCCAGACGCUGAACUUCUGGAACAGAGUUUAUAAUUUCUUCGACACUGUUCACUGCAAGCUGGAUUAAAUUUAGCUGAUGGUCCCAUACAUCCUGCAUAACUCAUUACGUGGGCAAUGUAAUUUUGUUCAAAUACGCCACGGAUUAGAUGAGAACAUGGACCUGGAAAAGAGUGAAGUGGACAGACGUGGGCCACAGGUUGGAGUGGGCUACCAGAAUAACACUAAGACUAGACAUGUAUAUGGAACUGCGCACAUAUUUAUCAUAUUUUGAUACUUGCUCAAUUUUAAAAAGCAUUUGGAGGUUAUAAACCUACACUCUAUAGCAGGGGUGGGCAAAUACUUUAAAGCGCGGGCCAAAAUGAAAU